ACAAGACCAAAAAAGAACAAUUUGGACCGUAGCACCGUCUCCGUAUCACCUGAAGCCCAUGUGGAAGAGAUUUCCAACAACUCACUUUCUUCAGGUCCUGAGGGUGUUUAAUGGCUGCCCCCUCCCAAGGUCGUUGGAGUCCUUGCAAUCAUAGAUCCAUCAUCAACGGAAACCGUCUCAUCAUGGAAACCCCCUACCUGCAGACUGCGCUCCUUGCCCCCCCCUGUAGAGGGUGUGAUUGCUGAGGGAGGGGUAGUGAUACUGAGACAAGGUUGUCUGUGAAGAUAAAAAUCAUCCAAAACAUGUAGUGUACCUCUCUCCAAGGAGGGGGGAGGGUCUAUAUUUGAGUCUGAUUUAUUUUUGAUUUAUUUCUGUUUAUGUAAUCUUUAGAACAGAUUUGUGUUUGCUUGUUUAAGUAGUGUAUGUGGGUGUAGCGUGAGGUGAGGAGAAAGUGACAGAGAAGAAGAAAGAUAGCAAAAGAAAAGAGAUGGUCCUCCACACCACCCCUUACUCCAGUGCCUGUCUGCACUUCUUGGAUGGCUUGUCGUGGAGCCUGGUGUUUCCCUGCUACUGGCUCCUGGACCGGCUCCUGGCCUCCUGCGUGGCCACCUCAUUGGAAAAGCACCAACGCUCCCAGGACCCCUGCUCCUUCCUUACCUUGUGUGUCCUGAUCUCCGCACCCCUUUACCUGCUCCUCCUCCUUGCCUCCUUGCCCUUUGCACUGCUGGGCUUCAUCAUCUGGGCUCCCCUGCAGGUGGUCCGCCAGCCCUACUUGUACACCUAUUGCAGACCAGACAAACACCAGGCUGAGCAGGGCCAGGCUGGACCAGGGGCUUUUGGCGUUGGGGAAUGGAGGCCACAGGGCAGAAGUUUCUGCUUCUGCAGUGCCAACGUAUGUCUGCUGCCAGACUCCCUGGCCAGGUUCAACAACCUGUCAGACACACACAGGAGAGCCAGGGAGGUGGGGAAGAGGAUCCGCAAUGGCGCAAGUCGGCCUCAGAUUAAAAUCUACAUUGACUCACCUACCAACACUUCCAUAAGUGCGGCAUCCUUCAGCAGCCUUGCCACAGGUUUCCGUCGUACCUCCUCUCUGGACCAGCGUCCAGACCUAACACACACCACCAACGGCCCAGCUGACACUGAAACUGAACCCCUCACCGAGUGCCCAAUUCACCCCUCAGGUGCCACCGACUGCCCUGUUCACCCCUCUGCAGGAGACCAGGGCUCCUCUGACUGCCCCCUCCACCCAAAUGGAGCAGACGCAACAGCAGACUGCCCCCUUCACCCUGCAGGGACUAACAGCAGCUCAGACUGUCCUGUUCACAGCUCAGGAGAGGCUCCAGACUGCCCCAUGCAUUCCACGGGGGCUCAGAGUGGCCAAGGCUAUUAUGACUGUCCCAUGCAUGGAGAAGGGACCCAGACAAAAACAUCCCCAGACUGUCCACUUCACACCUCAGGGGUUCAAAUCAGCAUCAGCGCCCCAGAGCCAGACCCACAGGAAGAGGAGGCCGAAACAGGGAACCAUCGGCCUGGGGAGCUGGCAGGGGGAGACACAGGAAGCAUGACUGCCUCCAGGGAAUCCCUCACUCGUUACCAUGGUGGUGACGGUGGUGUAGGGAUAUCCUCCAAUAACACUCUCUCUCACGUCCCUCGAACAUCAGUCUUUAAACGGCCUGGACGAAAACGCCGCCAUGGAGAUGAAACAUUUGACCACGAGAUCUCUGCCUUUUUCCCUGCCAACUUGGAUUUCCUGGCUCUGCAAGAAGUUUUUGACCACGGAUCGACGACUAGACUGCGGCGACAGUUGCAUCGCUACUUCCCCUAUGUGUUAAGUGAUGUUGGCCAGUAUGGCUGGAAAGGCUGCUGCUCAAGGUUUAAAUUCCUGAACAGUGGGCUACUGCUGGCCAGCCGCUACCCUAUCCUGGAUGCACGGUUCGAGAGCUACCCCAACGGGAAGGGGGAGGACGCACUGGCAGCUAAGGGGGCACUGUUUGCCAAGGUUCACGUGGGCACCUCCCAUCAGGAACAAAGGGUUGUCGGAUAUAUCACGUGUACCCACCUCCACGCCAUAGAAGGUGAUGCAUCUGUGCGUUGUGAGCAGCUCGACCUGUUGCUCCAGUGGGGGGCUGAGUUUCGCCAAUCCUCAUCCCAAACACCUGAAGGAGAGAAGGAGGAAGAGCUGGUUGCCUUUGAUGUCAUCCUGGGAGACCUCAACUUUGAUAACUGCUCUUCAGAGGACAAGCUGGAACAGCAGCAUGCACUUUUUACUCAUUACAAGGACCCAUGUCGCCUGGGGCCAGGGGAGGACAAACCAUGGGCUCUGGGUACUUUACUGGAUCCCAGUGGCCUUUAUGACGACGAGGUCAGUUCACCUGAAAGUUUACAGAAAGUGAUGGAGAACGAGGAGGGGAGAAAGGAGUACCUGGUGUUUCCUCCCAGUAAGAGCCAGUGUCCUGCCAGCAGUCAGAAGGGGAGGAAGAUCCCACUGAAGGGCAACGGACGCCGGAUUGACUACAUGCUCUACAGCGAUGAGGGCCUGCAGCAAGACUGGAAACUGGAAAUCGAGGAGUUCAGCUUCGUCACCCAGUUGGCUGGCCUCACCGACCACCUGUCUGUGGCCAUGCGAUUGGCUGUUUCCACCGGGGAAGAGGAGCCUUAGAGUGAGCCCCCUGAACUUUUUGAAAAUACUGCCAUGGAAGAGUGGCAGAUGACCAGGAAGAGAAGAGGAGAUUAACAGUUUACAGAUAUGGAGCUGCCUGACAGAUAAAAUGCAGUUUUACUGAUUAAAGGGAGAGAAGAAUGAAUGACUGGAUGAGUGCUCAGUGGAUGAAUGGAUAUAAAGAAGGUAGAGGAGAGCGGCAGCAGAGGAGAAGUCUGAAAGAGAACGACUCUGGAGGGGGGAGAUAAGCAGGGGAAUUCAGUUUGGAAAGCCAGAAAGACAUUCAUCUUCCUGGGUAAACCACCCCCACACACACUGAGUACAGCACCUAACACACAAAUACUUUGGAUGGACAUUUUGACUGUUAAAUAUUGCUUGGCCUCUCUACUCUUCUCCAUAACUCCCUGCUGAUCUGAGUGCAGAGGGUUUUAUUUACAGGCAGUUGUUUUACGUAGCCACACACUUCUUUUAUUGGAUCUGUUUUAGCUGAAGUCUAAGUAUUAUUUUUCAUGAUUCUACCUUCAGGGACAGUUGGGUUUCUUUUAGUGACUGUGUAUAAAAUGAAAAACAUCAUUUAGGUGAUGAGAGUGAAGUGUACAACUACUGACUGGCCUUUACACUGACCAUGUGUGUUCUCGUGUCGCGCUCGUCCCUGAAUGGCUAUUGGUCAGUUCUGCUGUCAGUCAUUCACCUUACUACUCCCACGUCAGUCCCAGGAACCUCAACAAGUGUCUUUCUUUUCUAAAAAACAGAACUAGUCUUUCUAAAAUAUGAUACAAUUUCUAUGGUUACCACACCACUUUUUACAAGCCUGUUUAAUACUAUAUGGUAUGUUUCUAAAAAGAUAUAUAAAGGGACAUGAAACUGGAGGGGGAAAAGUGAUUUGUUAGAUGCAUUGCGAUGUUUACAGCAUGUUUUCCAGCCAUGACUGGUGAAAAUUAGUCUUGACAUUUUUGGUGGAAUACUGGGAAUGCAUGAUGGAAAUCGGUAUCAGUUUACAACAUUAAUACAGCAUCUUGAUACACUUGCUUGCUUAAGUCUGGCUGCUUGAUGAGUCAAGAAGCAUUUUGCCCUGAAACACACACUUCCUGUACACCAGUGUGACAUUUGUGCAUGUGAGACUCCACCUUGCUGAUGACACUGAACACACAUGAAGGUAUGCACAGACACAUAAAGCAGGCACACAACCAUACUCAUCAUGUACAGGGGGAUUUUAAAUGACCAUAUUGGAGGUCUGCAAAUGAAAACAUGUGACUUGGCUAUCUUUAACCCCUUUUCCACCGAUGUGGAACUGGUUCUGUUCAGGUUCCCACUUUUAAUUUUGAACCGUUCAGAGCACUUUAAUCAAAGAUAUAUUGGUCCAGAACCUGAAAAGUUGGUUCUUAGCUUUAACCAACAAAUAGCAGGUUUUUCUUGACCUGAAGUGUGAAUUGUGAUGACAUCAGUGGGCAUGUCAUAUUCUACAGGUUGGAAAGAGAAGGAUGGAGAAGGCAACAAUGUCAAGUGAGAAAUCAUCAGACAAAAGAACAUCCAGUGACCUCAUUAACAGUUGAUCAAUACUUGUUUUUGGGUAAAAACAUCUGUAAUAAUAGAACAAACGUAAUCGAACGUAAAAUGUAAAUUUUUUGUACACCUGCCAAUGGGGUUGGUGGAUUCCAAAUCUACCAGCCACUCAGUAGAUUAUAUUUGUCUUUUUGGCUGGUGAGUGAAGAAAAUCUAGCAGCCACUUGCAUAUUUUACCAGCAUUUUGCUGAUGGUUGCUGCUAAUUUCCAGCCCUGCAACUGUUUACAUCUGUUGUACUUUGCACAACACCCUUCAGUGACCAGAGUCCUGCAUGGGUCCAUUUUUCAAAACCUGCCCAUACCCGUAAAGCUCAGUACCAGAACCAACCCGUUACCUGUCAUUAUGUCUAAGUCAAAACCACACUCGCACCCGUUAAUAAAAGUCUUGCAACCUGACCCGCACCUGUGAUUUAACACACACAGGCUACAGUCACUCACAUUAAGCUGAGUUCUCCGUUCUUGAAUUACAAAAAAAGAGAAAAAAGA
Messenger RNA from Epinephelus lanceolatus (giant grouper), 4708 nucleotides. It is a transcript of the gene smpd3, whose product is annotated as sphingomyelin phosphodiesterase 3. Gene Ontology annotation, cellular component: cytoplasm; extracellular region. The record is from RefSeq and is a predicted model, not a curated record. Lineage: Eukaryota; Metazoa; Chordata; Actinopteri; Perciformes; Serranidae. Gene Ontology annotation, molecular function: sphingomyelin phosphodiesterase activity. Gene Ontology annotation, biological process: sphingomyelin metabolic process.